Molecule: messenger RNA, 648 nt
Organism: Penicillium vulpinum
Lineage: Eukaryota; Fungi; Ascomycota; Eurotiomycetes; Eurotiales; Aspergillaceae
Product: CENP-X/MHF2 family protein
Exons: 2
Coding region: 1-648 (215 amino acids)
Biological process (GO): kinetochore assembly; replication fork processing; resolution of meiotic recombination intermediates
Cellular component (GO): FANCM-MHF complex; Fanconi anaemia nuclear complex
Source: RefSeq, a predicted model, not a curated record
AUGCCCGGUGAACCUCAGCCAGCUCAAAAGCGCCCACGUCUCCCUUUCAAACCUCCCAGUCGCACGACUAGCGCGGGACCAUCCAGCUCCGCGCCAAAGGCUAAAGGAAAAGCGAAACAAACCAGCACAAAAGCCUCCGCAUCCACAACCGCGCCCAAAACAACAAAAAGCAAACCUACGGCCCAAAACAAGUCCACAGCUCAGAGCAAAUCUACAACCAUUGGCAAACGCCCCCGACCCGAGUCUCCGGCAGUCAAUGCCGCCUCCGAAUCCGAAUCCGAGUCCGACUCCAAUGGAUUGAGCCGCAGUCGUUCGCGCUCACUCUCCCAGGAACCCGACUAUAUCCUUGCUGAGAUAACGACUACACACCAAGAAGAGGAUGUAACGUCCAGCGACCCCAAAAUACCUUCAAAACUGCUUACUCGUCUGCUGCACCAGCAUUUCCAGAAUGAGAAGACUAAGGUUGCAAAAGAUGCCAACAACAUUGUUGCUAAAUAUGUUGAUGUCUUUGUGAGGGAAGCAAUCGCCCGAGCUGCUUAUGAGAGGGCCGAGUCAGAUGGAAAUACUGGGGGCAGGGGUCUUGGGGACGGGUUCCUUGAGGUUGAAGAUCUUGAGAAAAUGGCGCCGCAGCUCACGAUGGAUUUCUAA